AUGGCACACGACCACCAUCACAGCAAUUCACCGUACACACAGACACUCGAAGAACUAGAUUUCAUGCGAUCAAUACACAACGCAUGCAUCGAGGGUGCAACCGAAAAGGUGCGAAAUAUUAUAGUUAAGAAAGGGAGUCAUGUUGUUAAUGAGCGGGACAGUACCGGAUACACUCCGUUGCACUACGCUACACGCAAUAACCAUCUGGAGAUAUGUCGAAUACUACUCUCGCACGACGCCGAUGUUAAUGCAACUACUCCGGAAUUGCUAUCGACUCCACUCCAUCGCGCAAUUCUCAUUAACAACCAGUCGCUAACGUCCUUACUUCUCCUUAACGGAGCCAAUUGCCGCUUGCAAGAUAUUGAUGGCCAAACACCUCUCCACAAAGCAUGCGAAAAGGGAUACACAGACAUAGCAGUGAUGCUGGUGAAAAGAGAUAGAUCAUUAUUGGAAAUUAAAGAUAAUAAGGGAAGGACGCCGAUUGAGUGUUGCGCGAGUGAGGAAAUGAAAACACUUGUCUUCAAAGUUGGAAGCGAGAAGGGUUAA
Molecule: messenger RNA, 546 nt
Organism: Paraglomus occultum
Lineage: Eukaryota; Fungi; Glomeromycota; Glomeromycetes; Paraglomerales; Paraglomeraceae
Source: the annotation of a GenBank genome assembly